AUAAAUAAUAUAAAGUUAAAAGAAAGAAAGAAUUAAAAAUUAGAAAAAAAAUUCAAUAUUUAACAAAUAUUAAAUAAAAGAAUGAAAGGAUAGAGUAUGUAUUAAAAUAGUAAUAAUACAAGUGGUAAUAACUUUAGCUAUAUGAAUUAUAACUAAAAUCAAAGCAUUCCAUCUUCGUAUUAUUAAUAGCAAUAGAAUUAGCAAUCUUCCUAAUAACCUUUACAGCAGUAAAAUCAAAAUAUUACUUCUUAUUCUCGUUCUUAGAGUCGCCACUCUCAUCACUAAAGCGAAAAUGUUAACAUUUCUGCUACAAACAAUACCAAUAACAUGCAAUCUUAAAAUUAAAAAUAUGUUAAAUAAUCUACUUCUUCUAUGUCUCACACAUAAUCAAACCAAGUGUAUUAAAAUUCUUAGCUAAGGGAAAACUAUAAUAAUCUUAGUAAUAAUAGUAAUGCCAAAUCAAGUUAAAUUUAAUCAUCUCAAACUGGAAAUAUACGCCCUUCAACCGUUGCUAACAUUUUGAAUAACAACUCCACAAAUAAAAUAAGUUAAAAUACCAUUUAAAAUUUAAAGCAAACAAACUAAGUAAUUCCCAACAACUCCAAGGUUAACAAUGAAAAUAGAGUUCAGAAUAAUACAAUAACAAGCAAUUAAAAUACUUUGACAAACAAUACUAAUAAUGUUAUAUCUAGUUCUAUUAAUGCUAACAACAAUAAUUAGUAAUCAAAUAACCAGUAAAUUUCUUCGAUCUCUGCCUCACUAAAAGCUAGCACUACAAACACCAAAAAUCAAAUUUAAAAAAAGAGAAAGACUUUUGAAUGUGGAGGUACUGCAUUUAGUGUUGAUGAUCAUUACGAGUUCCACAAAUAAAUAGGACACGGCGCCUAUGGUGUUGUUUGCUCUGGAGUUGACACAAAAUGCAAUAAAAAAAUUGCUAUAAAAAAAAUAACAAAUGCUUUUGAAGAUUUAGUUGAUGCAAAAAGAAUCGUUAGAGAGAUUAAAAUGUUAAAAUUUUUUGACCAUGAGAAUAUUAUUGCUCUUCAUGACAUUAUAGUACCAGAAUAGAGAACUGACUAUAAUGAUAUUUAUAUUGUCACCGAGCUUAUGGAAACAGAUCUCCAUAGAGUUAUAUACUCCCGCCAAGAGUUAACUGAUGAUCACAUUCAAUACUUUUUAUAUCAAACUCUACGUGGUAUGCUUUACAUCCAUUCUGCAAAUGUUAUGCAUAGAGAUUUGAAACCUUCUAAUAUUCUUGUUAAUAAAAAUUGUGACCUCAAAGUUUGUGAUUUAGGUCUUGCAAGAGGUUUCGAAUUUGAUGAAGAAGAUGGAAAAACAGAGUAUGUUGUUACAAGAUGGUAUAGAGCCCCAGAAGUUAUCUUGAAGGCUUCUAAAUACACAAAAUCUAUUGAUGUGUGGUCUAUUGGGUGUAUAUUUGCAGAAUUACUAGGUAGAACUCCACUCUUCCCAGGAAAGGAUUACCUUGAAUAAAUAUAAAGAAUUAUUGCAAUUUUAGGUACUCCUACUCCUGAAGAGUUAAGCUAUAUAACUAAUGAAGGAGCAUUAAAAUAUUUGAAAAGUCUUCCUAAAAGAACUAAGCAAAGUUGGGAAAAUCUUUAUCCUAAUGCUAAUUUAGUAGGUUUAGAUCUUUUAUCUAAAAUGCUAACAUUUAAUCCCAAUGAUCGUUACACAAUUGAAGAAUGUCUCGCUCAUCCUUACUUUGAAGGUCUUCAUAAUCCUGAAGACGAGCCUACUUGUCCUGAAGUAUUUGAUUGGGCAUGGGAUGAUUUCGAGCUAACCAAAGAAAGGUUGCAAGGUAUGGUUUAUGAUGAAGCUAUAGACUAUCAAAAAGUAAAAGCAACUUAAUAAUAAUAAUAUUAAUAAUAACAAUCUUAUGAAAAUUAAUGUUGA
Molecule: messenger RNA, 1908 nt
Organism: Tetrahymena thermophila SB210
Lineage: Eukaryota; Ciliophora; Oligohymenophorea; Hymenostomatida; Tetrahymenidae
Product: Serine/Threonine kinase domain protein
Exons: 5
Biological process (GO): protein phosphorylation; intracellular signal transduction
Cellular component (GO): nucleus; cytoplasm
Molecular function (GO): MAP kinase activity; ATP binding
Source: RefSeq, a predicted model, not a curated record